AUGCCUGGAAGCCGAAGCAGUGGCUGUCUUCUCUGUGUGCAACGUCACGUAAAGUGCGACGAGACGCUCCCCGGCUGCGCACGAUGCGAGAUCUACGGGAGAGAAUGCCCUGGGUAUGAUCGCGGGUUCAAAUUCGUGGCUGGCAAGCCCUUUCGCACGCCACGUCGUUUGAAAAAGCCAUCGGCGGCUAGCCAGGGUGUUGCACUACAGACCCGCUACCCCAGUCCCGGACCGGCACCAUCGAGGGAUUUGAACAUGGCCCAGAGCUUACAGAACAUCGUCUACGACCUCGCCUGGCCGUAUACGACGGCUUCAGCGUACGCGGUUGCGCGAUGGCUACGUUUCUUGCCAGAAUUCUACGGCCGGAAUCGGACGCUGGAUGCCGCUGUUAAUUGCUUCGUCGCGCAUCAUAUCGGCCACAUGACACAGAACGUGCAGGCGGUGCGCUAUUCGCGGUCUACGUAUGUCAAGGCAUUGACGGCCCUUCAACGCGCGCUGGACGAUCAUGUUCAGUCGGUCUGUCCGGAGGUGCUGUGUGCUGUUAUUUUGCUGUGCAUGUACGAGCUGUUUGCAAACUCCACCGACUCGACCUCGUGGAUGAAGCACGCCAAGGGGCUGGGUCAGUUGGUCAGAUUUCGCGGACCUAGUCGCUAUCGUGGGGAGUUCGAAAAUAACCUGCUCAAGGCAUCCCUGGGGCUCAUUGUCAUGCACUCAGUCUUCUCCGGCGAGGAGUGCUUUCUUGCAGGGCAUGAGUGGCACGCAGUCAUGCAACAAGUCUCUGACAACAUCAUCUCGCAUCAGAUCCAAGUCGAAAUUGAAGAUCUCUUCGCCUCAUUCACCUCCAUCCCGGAUCUAAUCCAUAGGAUGUUCAAGAUCCGCACUGCGAACCAUACGGAUCCAGACACUCAGCUCGAAAUAUCCAAGCUCAUUUCCGAGACGCUUGCAAUGCGGGACAAGCUCGAAAUGUGGUACGAGCGCUUCACCCAACUCGUGCCGCCGCUCAGCGAGGUCCCUUCGUCGGCGAACGAUGUGCUUUACCCGAUAGUGUUCUACUAUGCCAGUGCUGACACCGCGCCGAUAUUCUGCGCCUACUAUGCCUACAUGACUAUUGUGCACCAGGUGCUGCGAACCACAAGCUUCGGAAUUCCCAGCACCCAGGCGAUGUAUAUGGUAUUCUACCGCGACCAGAUCUGUAAAUCCGUCGAGUAUACCGCGUGCGGGCUGUUGGGACCAUUACGGAUGGCGUUCCCCCUGCGCGUGGCCUAUGAAGUGGGUGAUUCUCCAACGAAGGCAUGGAUUGAAGGGUGGCUACAGCGGUUGUCGCAGCACUAUGGUGCUUUGAGUCUGCGAACCUUCAAACAGUAA
Messenger RNA from Aspergillus luchuensis, 1365 nucleotides. Its product is annotated as Zn(II)2Cys6 transcription factor. Gene Ontology annotation, biological process: regulation of DNA-templated transcription. The record is from RefSeq and is a predicted model, not a curated record. The transcript has 3 exons. Gene Ontology annotation, molecular function: DNA-binding transcription factor activity, RNA polymerase II-specific; zinc ion binding. Bases 1 to 1365 code for a protein of 454 amino acids. Lineage: Eukaryota; Fungi; Ascomycota; Eurotiomycetes; Eurotiales; Aspergillaceae.